AUGGGCUAUAACAAUAACUCCGCCCUCACCAGCACGAGAAGAAGCGUGCGAGAACGCAAGAGCGGGUGUCGAUUACAGGCUGAUCAGCACGAGACUGCUGAGGGCAGCAAUGGCGUCGCAGGUUCAUCCUCCGAGGACGUCCAGGACGGGCUGGUCACCGCUGUCGGGCACCUCGACCUCAAGGCGGUCAUGCAGGCCGCCGACAACCUGACCGCCAAGGUCAAUCAGCAAGCUUUCAGCAUCAGAAAUAACGAAUUUCAAAUCGGCAAGCAGGGUGCCACCAUCAAGGACCACGCAAACAAACAUGACGCCCAGUUGCACAGGAUUGAUCGUGUCGAGACAAAGCUGAGUGACGUCGACAGCAAGGUCAAGGCGGCGGUCGAGAAGGACAGUGGCAACAACGUCCGCAUCGGACAGCUCGAAAGGCACGUCCAGAGAGAGAACAAGUCUCUCUGGGAGGCUCUGACGGGUGAGACGCUCAAGUCGAAGCAGCUGAAUCAAGUACAGAAGGGCUUGACGACAACUACAAGCAAUUUGGCGGCGACCCAAUACAGGUUGGGGACGACUGACAGGAACUUGGCGGCGACUAACCAGGCGCUGGGGACGACUAGAAAGGAGUUGAGGGCGAAUAGUGACAAGGUGGCCUCGAUGGAGGCAGAGUUGGCGGCGACUAGGAACGAGACAGCCUCGAUGAAGGCACAGUUUGAAUUCUUGAAGCAGCGCUUUGAGGCGCUCGAGGCUGUCGGUGUCUCCCACAUGGAGGAUUGA
Sordaria macrospora k-hell is the source of this 768-nucleotide messenger RNA. RefSeq lists its product as uncharacterized. NCBI's taxonomy places the organism in Eukaryota, Fungi, Ascomycota, Sordariomycetes, Sordariales, Sordariaceae. The record is from RefSeq and is a predicted model, not a curated record.